Carya illinoinensis is the source of this 1470-nucleotide messenger RNA. RefSeq names its product WD repeat-containing protein LWD1. Gene Ontology annotation, molecular function: protein binding. The transcript has a single exon. NCBI's taxonomy places the organism in Eukaryota, Viridiplantae, Streptophyta, Magnoliopsida, Fagales, Juglandaceae. The coding region runs from base 308 to 1345 and encodes 345 amino acids. Gene Ontology annotation, cellular component: nucleus. The record is from RefSeq and is a predicted model, not a curated record.
ACUUUUGACUCUAUUACUUUGUUCCUUCUGCGACAUUUUGAUUCAGGGAUGUUCUAGCGGAAGUGUGUAUGGCCGUGGAUUGGCUGGACGGACGGCCCAGAUCCAACCUGCUGAUCCAGUAGACUGCAAAGAGUAGACUCGCACAUCUGCCAGGCAAAAGUGCUGCGGCCACCAAUUUAUCCGCUCAAUUUUCUUCCAUGGAUUAGCCCCUUUUGUACCAUUUAUUUCUUCUUCGGGAGUCUUUUGACCUAGAAUAAAAUCCUUCUUGCUCUGAUACAGACAAUAUUCCUUAAACGGUAGCAGGAAUAUGGGGGCGAGCAGCGAUCCGAAUCAGGACGGUUCGGACGAGCAGCAGAAGCGGUCGGAGAUAUACACGUACGAGGCACCGUGGCACAUCUACGCCAUGAACUGGAGUGUCCGCCGCGACAAGAAGUACCGACUGGCUAUAGCCAGCCUCCUGGAACAGUACCCAAACCGCGUGGAGAUCGUUCAGCUGGACGACUCCAACGGGGAGAUCCGCUCCGAUCCAAACCUCUCCUUUGAGCAUCCCUACCCUCCCACCAAGACCAUCUUUAUCCCGGACAAGGAGUGCCAGAAACCCGACCUUCUCGCAACCUCCAGCGAUUUCCUCCGCGUGUGGCGGAUCUCCGACGACCACCGCGUUGAGCUUAAGAGCCUCCUCAACGGAAACAAGAACAGCGACUUCUGCGGUCCCCUCACUUCCUUCGACUGGAACGACGCCGAGCCCAAGCGCAUCGGCACCUCUAGCAUCGAUACCACCUGCACCAUCUGGGACAUAGAUCGCGAAAUCGUCGACACCCAGCUCAUCGCUCACGACAAGGAGGUAUACGACAUCGCCUGGGGCGGAGUCAGUGUCUUUGCAUCCGUCUCCGCAGACGGCUCGGUCCGCGUCUUCGAUCUUCGUGACAAGGAGCACUCCACCAUCAUCUACGAGAGCUCAGAGCCUGACACCCCCUUGGUCCGCCUCGGCUGGAACAAGCAGGACCCCAGGUAUAUGGCCACAAUCAUCAUGGACAGCUCUAAAGUCGUCGUCCUUGACAUCCGCUACCCCACACUACCUGUCGUUGAAUUGCAGAGGCAUCAGGCUUCCGUCAAUGCUAUUGCCUGGGCUCCCCACAGUUCCUGCCACAUCUGCACGGCCGGGGAUGAUUCCCAGGCCCUGAUUUGGGACUUGUCCUCCAUGGGCCAACCUGUCGAGGGUGGCCUGGAUCCUAUUCUCGCGUACACGGCCGGGGCGGAGAUCGAGCAGCUGCAGUGGUCCUCGUCCCAGCCCGAUUGGGUUGCCAUUGCUUUCUCCACCAAGCUUCAGAUACUUAGGGUAUGAUGUGUAUUGAAUGGUUAUGUUUUUAUUUUAUAUAUAUCGCUGGUUUGAGUUCGUAAUGGAACGAUCCAUGCCUUGCCUUAUACCGUGUGUUCGUCUUUUUUAGAUUCCAAUUUAUAGUUUCUCAA